Bacillus rossius redtenbacheri is the source of this 920-nucleotide messenger RNA. RefSeq lists its product as uncharacterized. Lineage: Eukaryota; Metazoa; Arthropoda; Insecta; Phasmatodea; Bacillidae. The transcript is spliced from 4 exons. The record is from RefSeq and is a predicted model, not a curated record. Bases 166 to 741 code for a protein of 191 amino acids.
GUUGUAAUCUUCCGCUCGGUUGAUUUGCUUGGCUGACGGCGGACCCGAAGGCAAUCUGCUCGGGAGAGAUUACGGCGAUUGGCCGAUAGGCGCGGGCCUAAUCUGGCGACGACUGCCCCGCGAGCACUGAUUACGGGCGGGCAGUGGCGAUAAUCAGACCACGUCAUGACGGCCAGGCGCAGCACCAUGUUCCUGGAGAAGCUGAGGAGGACCCGUGCGCGGGACCUGGAGGAGCUGAGGCUGAGGAGGAAGUACUCCAGCAGCCAGUACUACCACACGCUGCCCGCCGUCGCCAAGAUACUGGUGGUCGCGGAACUUACCACGGAUGCAGCGCUGUUCCUAUCGUCGACUCUGUGCCAGAACACGGCCAGUUGGUACGGCUGGGUGUACCCCACUGGGUCCCUGUUUACAGCAGCCCUCAACAUGGGCCUCUACCUGCUGUUCGUGCUGGGCCUCGCCGAGAUCAACCCCAAACCGUGGGUCCUUACUGAUGUGUGUUUGACUGUGGUUGAAGCCGUGCUAAUGGCGGUCAUCUCCAUCCUUACCAUGGUACAGUGCAGUAGCAAUGACACUCACCACGUCAUCCUUGGGCCUUUGGGACUGGUGGGCGCUGUUCUGCUGAUGGUCAGCGCUACAGCCUCCUACAUCAUGUACCGGCGACGGGACGACGAGGAGCUCCCGGCCAGCAGCCGCGUGGAUGGGGACUCGCCCCCGCCUCCCAGGAAGUCGUUUUUCAUUUGAAGACUCAUUGCACUUAAAUCGAUAACAUGUGAUGAUCAACAUGACAUUUCAGGGAAGAUUAUCGAUUUCUACUAAUAUUGUCAGAGACGAAUUAUUGUUCGUAUUUGUCCUGUUUAUAUCUGAAAGCAAUAUUUGUGUUUCUUUAAUUAUACUGUAAAUAAUGCUAAUAAAAAUAUUAC